This is a messenger RNA of Daldinia vernicosa, 2443 nucleotides long. RefSeq lists its product as uncharacterized. Bases 117 to 2408 code for a protein of 763 amino acids. The transcript has 2 exons. NCBI's taxonomy places the organism in Eukaryota, Fungi, Ascomycota, Sordariomycetes, Xylariales, Hypoxylaceae. The record is from RefSeq and is a predicted model, not a curated record. Gene Ontology annotation, molecular function: protein binding.
CCUAUACGUAUUAUACUUUAGUAACCUAGAGAUCAUAGAUCAUAUCUAUAAAUCUUAGUCUAAAGCCCUUUUUAUUCUAUUGGUAUGUUUUAUUUGUCCAUGCUUGAUUUCUCAUCAUGGAGACUCUUCCGUCCUACGAACGCGCAACCACCGCUCCGGACUUGUUGGAUUUAGUCGCAUCGUAUAUUCCGGUGAAAGAUUGGCCUCGAUGUUGCUUGGUAGACCGCCGAUUUUAUCGCCAGUUUGCGCCCCGUCUCUGGCAAGAUCCUUUGGUAACUAUAAGAUGUCUUGGGCUACAUCCGAAUGACGACUUGGCGUGGUAUCGCCGUUUUAUUAAUAGACAUAUCAAGAUUGCUAGGCUCAAAACUCGGUAUUACGUUCGCUCCUUGGACUUUCGGAGCUUCGCACUACGUGCAUCUGGGCUCUAUUCCUCGGAAGCCAGCGAACGAGCCAUCUCGGAGAGUUUCAAGUAUUUACCCCAGCUAUUUCCAGGUCUAAUAUGCCUCUUCGUGGAUGGGCACCCCGAGCUUAAUCCAGAGUCUUUAGCUACCGUUACUCGCACAUCGUCACAGUCUUUACAGCUACUCGAUCUAGCCCGCUGCCCUUAUGAGCUUACGCCUAAGUUCUUUAGCUCCAACCUCUUUAGGAGCUUGGUCUACUUGGACAUGUCCUUCACCCCAGGUUCCGUCAAAACGGCAGUCUCGUCAUCUCUAAACCCUGAUGCGCUUCCAGAACUCUGUGUAUUGAGGGUUGCAGGUAGAGAAAUGGAUAAUCUAACCGCCAGCUUGCUGUUUCGAUCAUUCCGCCGCCAGCUAUGGAGUCUCGAUCUAAGCAACAACAAGCUCGGGGAUGGAAUAAUCGAUGACCUUGUGGAGAAUUGUAUCUCUCCCUCUACGUUCCAUACGGACGCACACUUUGACACCGAGGGGAGAUUAAUUCUACCAAAAGACAUCGGCAGUCGAAAAUAUGGACCUUUUGAAUUCAUCGAGGAGUCCGAGAGAAGUAAACACGAGCGGGACCUGGAGAGAUAUCUUUCAGACUCGCCUUUUUAUUCUCAAAGAGCGGACCAGGCAGAGCUGCAGGAAUGGCAAGCCAUUCGCCCCGACGGCCUCGCACCUCUAAGACACGAUGAUGUGAAUACGGCGAAGCGAUUGCUGCUUAGUGAAUCAUUAUCGGCUACAGCCGGCAGCUUAGAUUCCAGGGGAUCCGGCCUCACGCAUCUAUAUUUAAGCGGGAACAAGUUUACGGUCUCUGGCAUUGAGCGACUUAUAAGGACAUCUCGAGGACGACUCGAACAUUUCGAAUGUGAUUCGUGUCUUUGCACGCCAACCAAUUUUCAAAUUGGCCAUAACUUCAAGAGCGUAAGGAUCCUAGGCUUCCCAGGCUCCGCGCCCCUAUUCCGACCGGUUAUUUCCUCGGCAAUCCGGUCUCUACGGGUUCAUCAUUCUCUCGUAACUCAAGUCCCAUCCAUUUCCAUGGAAGGACUCCCAUCCAAAUCUGCAGUACACCUUGCAGAAGGCCAGUUAUUUAAAAGUAUACGUCGCGCCUAUCCUCUGUCCUUUGCUCCCGAUACGAACCCUCGGAUUACCUCUCUUACGCUCACCAAUAUCCCAGCACGUUCCACAGGCCCAGUAAUUGAACAACUGAUUCGUUUUAUAGAUCUCGCCUGUGUACAGCAGAAGGCUAUAAGGCACGCCGAGACUUUAUUCCACGGCCGCGGCUCGUCGGUUCUAAAGGGACUCCGACAUAUACGACUUGAGCUGGAGCCCAACUUCUCAGACAGCAAUAACGUCAUAUCAACAAGCAGCGACGUAGACUUCGAUAAGCUCCUCGAUCCCGCCCAAGAAAGCUUUAGUCAAGAGUGUGCAUCGAGCUUCUUCGACGACGACGUGUCUUUUGGGAUUACAUCACGAAGUGCACCGAAGAAAACGCAGGCACAGCCAAGCAAAGCACCCGCCAGUGCAGAGGACUACCUGCGAUGGACUUCAGGGCGAUUAAAGUCGCCCCCUUACUCGGACGUUAGUUCUGAGUACAUGACUUCUCACGUCGACGCCGCCGAUUCAUGGAGCGGGAACUUCUACUCGGUCCCCGUUUGGAUCGGAUCAGGGCAUAUCGGCCCGCACGCUGCCGUCAACGAGUACAUGUGGAACGUGCAGGACGCCAACCUCCGUACGGACAUUGGGCCCGCAACGCCGAACCAUAUUGCUGCUGGGGUGCCGCCAAUGACUUAUAUCUUCCACGCGGCGUGGGAGGCCAUGAUAAUGCCCAAGAGCAGCGCCAUCCGAGAACUGGCAAAGAGUUCUGUUGGGUUUAGAGACGUAGCGGGGGCUAUCAAAGAGUACCGUAUUCGAACGAAGGGCACGGAGGAGCACUGGGAUGGUAAGCUUGAACUAGUGCGGACGGGGUGACCUAGUAUAGCACGGCGCUCUUCUGUGAUCAUGCU